AGAAAACACUUAGUGCAGAUGACCGUGGAUUAGUGAGCGCGCGCGCGUGAGGAAUCCACUUCAGACUCAUUAGCUGUCAUCACAAAAUCCCAAUGUCUGGAAAUGAAGAGCGCACGUUUAUUGUCAUCAAGCCUGACGGAGUGCAGAGGGGGCUCAUCGGAGACAUCAUCAAGCGUUUCGAACAGAAGGGCUUCAAGUUAGUAGCUAUGAAGUUGAUCCAGGCUGAUGAGGAUCUCCUGAGACAGCACUACUGUGACCUGAAGGAUCAGCCUUUCUUCCCUGGGCUUGUUAGGUUUAUGUCUUCUGGCCCUGUGGUUGCUAUGGUGUGGGAGGGUUUUAAUGUUAUAAAAACGGGCAGAGUAAUGCUCGGCGAGACUAAUCCCAUCGACUCCAAACCUGGGACUAUCAGAGGUGACUUUUGCAUUCAGGUUGUCCGGAACAUCAUUCACGGCAGUGAUUCUGUCGAAAGUGCCAACACCGAGAUCAACCUGUGGUUCAAACCAGAGGAGAUCUGGGACUACACCAAAUGUCAGGACAGCUGGCUCAAAGGCUGAACACUUCAUUUUCUGCACUUUUCUCCCUCUCUGGCACUUCUGAUUUAGUCAUUCCUUUUUCAUGUUUCCCCACUGUAUCUGGUGUUUGGCUUUACAAUAAAACCAAAAAUAAUUAU
Molecule: messenger RNA, 670 nt
Organism: Carassius auratus (goldfish)
Lineage: Eukaryota; Metazoa; Chordata; Actinopteri; Cypriniformes; Cyprinidae
Product: nucleoside diphosphate kinase A-like
Exons: 5
Coding region: 93-554 (153 amino acids)
Biological process (GO): CTP biosynthetic process; GTP biosynthetic process; UTP biosynthetic process
Molecular function (GO): nucleoside diphosphate kinase activity
Source: RefSeq, a predicted model, not a curated record